AUGAUGGAUUUCCUGGCAAAAGGAACUGCAGUUACGGGAGUUUCCAAAGCUUCACUCCUACAGAAAUUGCGGGAGGUUGAUCCAAGAGGCGCGGGUUGUCGACCAAAGGCGUCUGCCUCCAACUACAUUGCCCAGAUGGAGGCGCGGUCCUGUGGCUACGACACCCUUCAUCCUCCUCCUUCUUCUUAUGACUUUGCACCAUCUGUCUUUCCCCUCUUUCCGUCCAUCAAGUCAUUUCUGAAUGGAAAACGUUUUCAAGGUGAUGAUGCGCUGAUUUCUGAAACCACUUCAUGGCUUCAAAGGCAACGCGCUACCUUCUACUUGCCAGGAGUCCACAGCUGUAUAAAAAGACAACAGAUUACCUCUGAUACAUCAAACAAAUCAACACAGCUGACACUUACUGAUUGA
This is a messenger RNA of Penaeus vannamei (Pacific white shrimp), 408 nucleotides long. The record is from RefSeq and is a predicted model, not a curated record. Lineage: Eukaryota; Metazoa; Arthropoda; Malacostraca; Decapoda; Penaeidae.